Molecule: messenger RNA, 3992 nt
Organism: Elgaria multicarinata webbii
Lineage: Eukaryota; Metazoa; Chordata; Lepidosauria; Squamata; Anguidae
Gene: ADCY1
Product: adenylate cyclase 1
Exons: 20
Coding region: 119-3655 (1178 amino acids)
Biological process (GO): intracellular signal transduction; cAMP biosynthetic process; adenylate cyclase-activating G protein-coupled receptor signaling pathway
Cellular component (GO): plasma membrane
Molecular function (GO): adenylate cyclase activity
Source: RefSeq, a predicted model, not a curated record
AGCCGCCGCCGCCGCCGCCGCCGCCGCCGCUCCCCGCUUCACCUUGUUUCUCUCAUGAGCAGAGCGAGGGGAGCGAGAGCGGCCGAGGCAGCGGAGGAGCUCUCCUUCCCCGGGGUUUAUGAAUGGCCCUGACAUGGAGGAAAUACCAUUUCAGAAAGUCAAGAAGAGCAAGAAGGCGCGGAGGAAGAAGUGCUGCCGCCGCUACUGCUGCUGUUCCUCCUCUCCCGGGCCGCCGCCGCCGGCGCAGCCGCCGCCACCGGCACCUCCACCGGCCGCCGGCAGUAGCGGCGGCGCCUCCGGAGCGGCGUCGGCGGCGACGGCGGCGGGAGGCGUCGGCGGCGUCGGCGGGGGUCCCCCUCCGCUGCCGCUGCUGGACGCCGUCGCCUGCGAGGACCAGUUCGACUGCAAGGAGCUGGAGUCGCUCUUCCAGAACUACAACCUGAAGCUGGAGCAGACGUCGACGCUCAAGGCGCUGGCCGUGCUCAUCGUGCUGACGGCCAGCCUGGCGCUGGUGGAGCUGCUGUCGGGGCCCAGCGUGACCAUCUCCAAGGGCUCCCACCCGGUGCACUGCAUCAUCUUCCUUUCCCUCUUCAUCGUCACCAACGUCAAGUACCUGCAGGUGACCCAGCUGCAGCAGAUCGUCAAGCUCACCUUGCUCUUCAGCUUCACCUUCGCCUUCCUCUGCUGCCCAUUCUCGCUGGGCGCCUACGGCAUGGAGCCCCCCAGCGCCCCCGAACAGGGCAUGUGGCAGCUCAUGCUGGUCACCUUCGUCUCCUACUCCCUCCUGCCCGUCCGAACCCUCCUGGCCAUCAUCUUCGGCUUGGUGGUGGCCGUCUCCCAUCUCAUUGUGGCCGCCACUUCGGUCAGUGCCAAGAGGCAGAUUCUUUGGAGGACGCUUGUGGCCAAUGCUAUCCUUUUUGUCAGUGUAAAUUUGUAUGGGGUCUUUGUGAGGAUUUUGACAGAGAGGGCGCAGAGGAAGGCAUUUCUUCAGGCCAGGAAUUGCAUUGAGGACAGGCUGAAGCUGGAGGAUGAAAAUGAAAAACAGGAGCGACUGCUGAUGAGCCUUUUGCCCAGGAAUGUUGCCAUGGAAAUGAAGGAAGAUUUCCUGAAGCCACCUGAAAGGAUUUUCCAUAAGAUUUACAUUCAGAGGCACGACAAUGUUAGCAUAUUGUUUGCAGACAUUGUGGGAUUCACCAGCUUGGCAUCGCAAUGUACUGCUCAAGAACUAGUGAAGCUUCUGAAUGAACUCUUUGGAAAGUUUGAUGAAUUAGCUACAGAAAACCAUUGCAGAAGGAUAAAAAUCCUAGGGGACUGUUACUACUGUGUAUCAGGACUGACCCAGCCCAAAACAGAUCAUGCCCACUGCUGCGUCGAAAUGGGAUUGGAUAUGAUUGACACCAUCACGUCGGUAGCUGAAGCCACUGAAGUAGAUCUCAAUAUGAGGGUCGGCCUACACACAGGAAGGGUGCUUUGUGGCGUCCUGGGUCUUCGCAAAUGGCAGUAUGAUGUUUGGUCAAAUGAUGUGACUCUUGCUAAUGUAAUGGAGGCUGGAGGGCUGCCUGGGAAAGUGCAUAUAACAAAGACCACCUUAGAGUGCCUAAAUGGUGACUACGAGGUAGAACCAGGGCAUGGCCAUGAAAGGAACAGUUUCUUGAAGAAGCAUAAUAUUGAAACCUUUUUCAUUGUGCCAUCUCACCGAAGAAAGAUAUUUCCUGGGCUUAUUCUCUCAGACAUAAAGCCUGCCAAAAGAAUGAAGUUCAAGACUGUCUGUUACCUGUUGGUCCAACUCAUGCAUUGUCGCAAAAUGUUCAAAGCCGAGAUCCCUUUCUCCAACGUCAUGACCUGUGAAGAUGAUGACAAGAGAAGGGCAUUAAGGACAGCCUCUGAAAAACUCAGGAAUCGUUCCUCUUUUUCUACAAACGUUGUAUACAACACUCCUGGAACUCGAGUGAACCGAUACAUCAGCCGUUUAAUAGAGGCCCGGCAAACUGAGUCAGAGAUGGCAGACCUAAAUUUUUUUACCCUGAGGUAUAAACAGAUUGAACGUGAGCAAAAGUAUCACCAACUUCAGGAUGAAUAUUUCACCAGUGCUGUAGUCUUGUCACUGAUUCUAGCUGCCUUAUUUGGCCUUGUCUACCUUUUAAUAAUCCCACAGAGUACCGUAGUCCUUGUCCUCUUGGUGUUCUGCAUAUGCUUCCUGGUGGCAUGUAUAAUGUAUCUACAUGUCACUCGAGUACAAUGUUUUCCAGGGUGCCUGACGAUACAAAUUCGUACCAUUUUAUGCGUUUUUAUUGUGAUCUUAAUUUACUCAGUGGCACAAGGCUGUGUGGUUGGUUGUAUGCCUUGGGUCUGGAGUACUAAUUCCAGCAGCUCCAUAGUUAUCAUUUCUCCCGGUGGGACCAAUAAGACAAUGAAUGAACUUCCGUGCGAUGCAGCCCAUUAUGCAUUUCUCUCCUGCGUUGUGGGGACUCUGACCCUGGCAAUAUUUUUACGUGUAUCUUCCUUGCCAAAAAUGAUCCUCCUGCUUUUUGUUACAAUUUUGUACAUAGUCAUUUUGGAACUCAGCGGAUAUCGAAAAGCAGUGGGGGGUGAUUCCUUUUAUAUACGUGGCUAUGAACCCAUAUUAGCCAUCUUGCUGUUUUCCUGUGCUUUGGCCCUUCAUUCCAGGCAGGUGGAUUUGAAGCUACGUCUAGACUACCUCUGGGCUGUGCAGGCAGAAGAAGAGAGAGAUGAUAUGGAGAGAGUGAAACUGGAUAACAAAAGAAUUCUCUUCAAUCUGUUGCCAGCACAUGUUGCUCAGCAUUUUCUCAUGUCUAAUCCAAGGAACAUGGACUUAUAUUACCAGUCGUAUUCACAAGUGGGAGUGAUGUUUGCUUCCAUCCCAAAUUUCAACGAUUUUUACAUUGAACUGGAUGGCAAUAACAUGGGAGUGGAGUGUUUACGCCUAUUAAAUGAAAUUAUUGCAGAUUUCGAUGAGCUUAUGGACAAAGAAUAUUAUAAAGACAUUGAAAAAAUCAAGACAAUUGGCAGCACGUAUAUGGCAGCAGUGGGACUCGUACCAACUACAGGCACCAAGGCAAAGAAAUCAAUUUAUUCCCAUCUCAGUACACUGGCGGAUUUUGCGAUAGAAAUGUUUGAUGUUCUUGAUGAAAUCAACUAUCAGUCUUACAAUGACUUUGUUCUUCGGGUUGGUAUUAACGUAGGCCCAGUAGUAGCAGGUGUCAUUGGUGCCAGAAGACCACAGUAUGACAUCUGGGGUAACACUGUAAAUGUUGCUAGCAGAAUGGAUAGUACUGGAGUGCAAGGUAAAAUUCAGGUUACUGAAGAAGUACAGCGGAUACUGAAGAGGUGCAAUUACGAGUUUAUGUGUCGGGGUAAAGUCAGCGUCAAAGGCAAAGGUGAAAUGUUGACCUAUUUUCUUGAAGGAAAGGCCAAUGGAAAUAAUUCACAAACACGAUCUUUAAACUUAGAGAGGAAAAUGUACCCUUAUGGGCGAGCGAACAUUCAGACCAAGCUGGGCACAAGCUGUCCGACUGUGUCCUCAUCCCCCAGCCUCUCAGCAAAUGCUGGAGCUGGAACGCUUCAAGCGCCAUCAGCCCAUACCAAUCAGACACUCCAUUAUCUUCCUUCUGUGCCAGCCAUAAAAGAGGCGUGAGAGCAAUGAAAAUGUUGGUUGUGCCAUUUGCAGUGGAUUUGGAGAGCAGAGGUCACCUGAAUUUUCACCAGGAAGCUUAACGCUACAGGAUUUGGUAUCAACCAGGAUGUCUACAACCCAACCAAAGAGUACUUGGGAACUGCAUAUACGAACUUGUGGAAUGGAUCAAAUAAGGGCUAGCAAUUCUGUUAGGAGGAAUCUAUUACUGAUUUUCUGAAGAGAAGAAAUAUUUUGUCAGCAAUUUUAAAGGGUUAAUAGGUAACAGAAAAAAAUCAUGCUUGGGAGUCUGAAUAUUUGCAUAUACACACAUACAUACACGUGUGUGUGUGUGUGUGUG